CGGCUCUCCUCCAUUCCAUCGACGUCUUCUCCUACGUUCUCUAUCCUUCCACAAGUGCCGUCCAUCCUGCAUCGAAAAUCAGCCCAUGAGCUUGCAAUCUUCUAGAGCACAUCUCAUCGUAUCUGCAUCGCCGCUGCCGGCUGGCGUCUUGCCACCUUUGUUGGCUCUUGCGUUCCACGUAUCUGCGACCCAGAUAGGCCGCCCCUUAGGACUUGACUUGAUCAUCGGAUCCUGAUCGGAUCAUCCUUGACGAUAGUUUGGCUAGGACGUUUUGAACAGUAGCUACACAUUCGCAACCACACUUCCCCCAAAGCAUCGCCAUGAAGCCCGCGGCUGCCGAAAGUAAAAUGGACCACGUCGCACACUCUUCCGAUACCUCCUUCGUCAACAUGGCGAUGGAUCGGCCCGCAAAUGCCGUCGACGCUUCGCUGAAUUCCAUGGAUCCGAAGCAGUUCAGAAAAAUCCAAGCGCUCGCAAAGGACCCCGAACGCAUGGCCGAGGCGUACGGCGCGCAUGUGGGCACGCUCCAGGCCGUCUUGGAAAAUAAGUAUGUCGUCGCUUGUGCGCUCUUCGCGUCCUUGUCAGGACUGUGCUUUGGUGUCGACCAGGGAAUCAUGUCCGUCACGCUCGUCAUGCCUCACUUUCUCGAGCAGUUCCCCAAGACCGACAGCAGCGUGACGUCGAGCGCAGGUCUCUAUAAGGGCAUCAUCACCGCAUUCCUCGAGCUCGGCGCCAUCAUCGGAGCAGUCUUGGCGGGCUACGUCGCGGACCGCUUCGGCCGGAAGUUCUCCAUUCGCGUCGGCUUUGUGUGGUUCGUCAUUGGCGCGGUGUUACAGACGGCCUCGUUCGACUACCCCCAGCUAGUCGCCGGCCGCACCGUCAGCGGGUUGGGCAUCGGGCUGCUUUCCGCCUCCGCUCCGCUGUACAUGGCAGAAGUAAGCCCGCCGCACAUUCGUGGGGUUAUUCUCGCUGGUGAAGAGUUUGCCAUCGUGUUUGGCAUCUGCAUUGCCUUCUACGUAACUUAUGGCACGCGGUACAUCGAGAGCGACUGGUCGUUCCGCGGUCCCUUCAUUCUGCAGAUGGUCCCUGCCUUCCUGCUUAUUGCCUUGAGCUUCCUGCUCCCCGAGUCGCCGCGCUGGCUCGCCUCGCGUCCGGGACGACUGGAAGAGGCUCUCGCGACGAUCGCAUUGCUGCGGCAGCGCCCAGAGACGGAUGAGCUGGUGCAAGCGGAGUUCCUGGAAAUCCGCGCACAGAUCGAGGUACACGAGGAGAUUCGCGGCGAACGCCAUCCGGAGUACAUGGAUGGCAGCAUGAAGAGCAGCUUCAUGCUCGAAAUCUGGGCGUGGCUCGACUGCUUCCGCUCGGGUUGCUCAAAACGCACAUGGCUGGGUAUCUUGCUGAUGUUCUUUCAGCAGAUGGUUGGUAUCAACUCGCUCAUCUACUACUCGCCAUCAUUGUUCGCCCAGCUGGGACUGACGUACGAACUGCAACUGCAAAUGUCCGGCGUCGUCAACCUGGCGCAGCUGGUCGGUGUCAUGAUCUCCUUCGUGGUCAUCGACCGUCUCGGACGGCGCCCGUUGCUUUUGGGCGGCAGCGCCGGCAUGACAGCGACACUCGUCAUCGUCGCUGCGCUCGUGGCCAAGUUCAACGGCCAAUGGGCGUCGCACAGCGCCGAAGGCUGGGCUGGCGUCGCUAUGCUGUGCUUGUACAUGGUUGUGUUUGGAAUUAGCUGGGGCCCCAUCCCAUGGAGUAUGCCUUCAGAGAUCUUUCCUCAAUCGCUGCGCAGCAAAGGCGUCGCAUACUCCGUCGUGUCCAACUGGCUGUUCAACUUUGUCGUCGGCCUCAUCACUCCCGUCCUCGUCCAGAACACUGGCUAUGGCGCAUUCGUCUUCUUUGCCUGCUUCAGUUUCCUCUCGAUCAUCUGGGCCUGGUUCUUCGUCCCCGAGAUCGCUGGCAUCAAGCUGGAAGACAUGGACCGCAUCUUUGGGGAUCGCACCGGUGCAGCAGACAAGGAGCGCUUCGAGCGCAUCGAGCAGCGCCUCGCAGCAGAGGCGCAGGCGCGUGUGUGGCCCAAUGCAGGCGCUGGCCCUGGCGCCGCUGCGAAUGCUGGGUCCGGGUCGAGGGAUGAUGAUUUAAGAAAGAAGCUCUAAAGGGAAUGCAGUCGCUGCUCCUGUUACCUCGCUUGAUGCUACUUCUGCCAAGCUUGCUCUUGCUCGUCACCCAAUAUUUCUUCAUAUUCCAUGCCGCGCCCGGCCUGCUACGCGGGUAAAGCCGGGCACGCACCGGUCUUUCCUUCACACAUGUUGUAACAUCAAAUCUUGCUCACAAG
Molecule: messenger RNA, 2329 nt
Organism: Tilletiaria anomala UBC 951
Lineage: Eukaryota; Fungi; Basidiomycota; Exobasidiomycetes; Georgefischeriales; Tilletiariaceae
Product: putative MFS monosaccharide transporter
Exons: 9
Coding region: 321-2150 (609 amino acids)
Biological process (GO): carbohydrate transport; transmembrane transport
Cellular component (GO): membrane
Molecular function (GO): carbohydrate:proton symporter activity
Source: RefSeq, a predicted model, not a curated record